GUACAUAAGGCUCCAAGUUAGGCUUUCAUAAACCUCCUAUUUUGGCCAUACGCGUAGUAGAGACGAAAAAAUGAGAGAUUAUGCGCUCUCCGCUGGGUUCUGACGUCUGCUUUGCAGUGUCGCGCGGAGAGCAAAAUAAACAAGGUGCAAAGUGAGGGUUUUCCAUGAAAAGGGGCUGAAUUGGAGGGAAAUUCUGUGGCUUUUCGGAUGGAGCACCACGCCAGGAGGAGCCUCACGGCGGAUAAGCUCAAGGCACAGGUUCGGGAGUCCUUUGAUCACUUGCGGAAAGCCCUCGCCAUCCGGGAGAAGCUGCUCCUGCGCCAGGUGGAAGUGCUGCAGAACCAGACACAGCAGAAGCUCUCAAUAGACGAGGUGAAGUUCAUUCCCGAGAACGACAGCACUGUGAUAAACAGCAUCCGGGAGUUUGGCAAGUUCAAUCUGGAGAACUACAACUUCGCCAAUGAUCUACUGGCCAACGAGGACUACAUUUGUCCAGCCAUUGAUCACGAGACGCUGCAUAAGUGCGUGAGCGUGGAGAAGUCCACACCGGACAUUGAUUUCAGCAACAAUCGCACCAUCAUCACGGAGAAUGCGAAUUACCUCAACGACUCCAUUAUCAACAUCAUCCUGAGCGAAUCUAAGGAACUGAUUGAGGGCAAAAGUGGGCGUGGGGAGGGCGCCAAGGCGACACAAUCGAUGGGGAGUAAACACGAGGAGACGCCCAGCAAAUCGAUAAAGUGCUGCGUCUCCAACAUGACCAUCAACCGCUGCUCUGGCACGCUGAAUCUCAAGAAUAUCUCGCACCUGACUAUCAACACCACCUGCAAGGCCACUCCGGCCGCCUCUUCCAGCCUCGAGGACACCGCAAAUCCGCACACGUGCUCGCUGGAGACGUCCAUCGACGCACAGCACGAGCAUCCUGGGCAGAUUCAGCAGUGGCUCAAGCAGAUCAUCUCCGAGACGGAAACAGAGCCAAUUCCCAGCGAUGACAUCCUCGAGCACAGCCGCAUAGACACGCAGUGAAGUCCCAAAUGAAAAC
Phlebotomus argentipes is the source of this 1039-nucleotide messenger RNA. RefSeq lists its product as uncharacterized. The transcript has 2 exons. NCBI's taxonomy places the organism in Eukaryota, Metazoa, Arthropoda, Insecta, Diptera, Psychodidae. The record is from RefSeq and is a predicted model, not a curated record. The coding region runs from base 208 to 1023 and encodes 271 amino acids.